This is a messenger RNA of Cokeromyces recurvatus, 1278 nucleotides long. Its product is annotated as kinase-like domain-containing protein. The record is from RefSeq and is a predicted model, not a curated record. Gene Ontology annotation, biological process: intracellular signal transduction; microtubule cytoskeleton organization; protein phosphorylation. The coding region runs from base 1 to 1278 and encodes 425 amino acids. Gene Ontology annotation, molecular function: tau-protein kinase activity; ATP binding; protein serine/threonine kinase activity. Gene Ontology annotation, cellular component: cytoplasm. The transcript has 5 exons. Lineage: Eukaryota; Fungi; Mucoromycota; Mucoromycetes; Mucorales; Mucoraceae.
AUGUCAAAUGUAUCAGAAAAGACGGUAGAAAAAAACGUUCACAAUAAAGAUGUUCCUAUAAGAGCAUCUUAUGCCUCAAGACUAGUACCAAGAUUAGGACCCUAUCUUUUAUUAAAAACGCUUGGUGUAGGUGAAUUUGGAAAAGUCAAGCUAGGGAAGCAUUUUGAGACUGGACAAAUAGUGGCUGUCAAACUGAUUAAAAAGGAGAACAUCGAUUGUUCAGCAAAACUUGAUAAAAUCCGAAUGGAAAUUGUGAUUUUAAAGAGGUUGAAUCAUCCUUAUAUUGUUAAAUUAUUAACUGUUAAUGAAACAAACUCUCAUCUUGGAAUAGUAUUAGAACAUGCUGAAGGAGGAGAAUUAUUUGAAUACAUCUAUAGACAACGUUAUUUAAAAGAGGAAGAAGCAUGUAAGCUUUUUUCUCAAUUGAUAAGUAGCGUAUAUUACAUGCAUCAACAAAAUAUUGUACAUCGUGAUUUAAAACUUGAAAAUAUCCUUCUAGAUCGUCAUGGUAAUAUUAUUGUCACUGACUUUGGAUUUGCUAAUCAGUUUACAAAAAAGACUGGUGAUCUGAUGUCUACUUCAUGUGGGUCACCCGUCUAUGCCGCGCCAGAACUUGUAAUGACAGGAAAAUCAUAUUCCGGUAAAGGCGUUGAUAUAUGGUCAUGUGGUAUUAUUCUUUAUGCAAUGUUAUGUGGCUACCUACCCUUUGAUGAUGAUAAUCAAAACCCAAAUAGCGAGAAUAUUGGACGUCUUUAUCGAUAUAUCGUUGCAAAUAAACCAAAAUAUCCAAAAUAUGUAUCUACAGUAGCAAAGGAUCUCAUUGAAAAAAUGCUUAAUUCUGAUCCUAAAGAAAGAUGUGAUAUUGAAACUAUCAUGAAUCAUCCUUGGCUUCAUAGAUAUAGGGAACAGAUUUUUAGACCUAUAGAAGAUCUUGAAAAGGAAACUAUCUAUGAGAAGGAAUUGUUAUUGAAAUCUAUUCAACUUAGCUAUGACUUGACACCUGAUCAUUCUAGUAUUCAAGAUGAAAGCUUCCCUUAUGAGCCUGACACGUGUUCAUUUAUUUCUUCUUGUAGCUAUCCAAAAGACAUGUAUUCAAUGAAUUCGAUUGUAGAAAAUCCUCAUCAGAGUGAUAAAGCAUUGGUGGUCAGCAAAGCUAUUCAUCAUAAUACGAAACCAACUAUACCAGAAACGCUUAUUUCAUUACCUAUAAAAAUAGAAACUUCUUUAACAGGUAGUAUAUCUUUUAAGAAGCAAUGUUUAAUAAUGAUGAAAAAAUGA